UGGAAACGGGUUCACGCAGUCACUUCUAAUCAAACUGAACUAGGAACUUUCUCUCUCCCUCUGUGUGCGUCUGUCUCUUCCUCCUUCUGUGCUCUCCGGCGCCCCCUAGUGCUGUUGCUGGGCAUCUUCCUGUACACCCGCUGGCGCAGCUACAAGGGCCUAAAGGAGGGUGUUUACCACGUGUCAGCUCACAAUGACGGCUGGGAGGACAUCAGAGAGAACGUGCUCAACUACGAUGAGGAAGGAGGAGGAGAGGAGGACCAGGUAAAAGCCAACACAUCUACAGUAUGUCUCCUACUCACUUACAAUGGGAUACUGUGCAUUUUGGUUCCCUUGUCACAAAUGGUGUCAAUUAAGGCAGUUCCAGACUGAAUCUGUGAAGUGAAACAAUUCAGGUUGGAUUCCAGGCUAGGCAUUAUGGGUACUACACAAGCUAAAGCACACUCCUCUGAGGCCUACACUGGCUCAAUCAAGCACACUCCUCUUCCCCACCAUGCCAUUGUAACACCUUCUCACUCUGGUUCACCUCCUACUCCAACUAGAAAGAAACUAGUGGAGUGCUUGUAUAUUCAUGAUCUCCUUACACACAAUGACACAUAAUAUGAUUAUCAGAUGCUUGGUGAUGCUGCAAUCCUUUUAAGAGGUCUUCUGGUGAAUCUUUAGAUGUGAGAGCUGCUUCAGCACACAGGCUUUGCACAUUUUUUUCAUCAGGUAAUCAAUUACAGAGCACACCCACACGUCAUUUACUUCUCCACUCUACCAUUCCUCCACCCUCCUUUCCUCCAGGGCCCGGGCUUCCAUCUCUCCAGAGUGAAGCGCUGCCGUGGUAACGAGGGUGAAUCAGUCUCGCCUGAAUCAAAUGAAUGUUGAAGUGAUUAUGUGUUAUAUAAAAAUGGAUGUUCUCUAGCCCUCGUCCAAUAUUUGCCUGUGCUCUGUUGAAGUGAAACACUCCCCUCGCCCCCUUCACAUUCCCUCAGAUUACUUAGUGUACUCGGGUAAUACAGUCUGUCAGCUCUCCACUAGCAGAGAAUGAAUCUGGAUUUUGUUCACUAAGGGAGAAGAUGAAGACAGAGUGUUAACGUAGCCAGGUAGAGCAAACGGAAAAUGGGAUGAUGCUGAGGAAGCUCUGAUGUUCGCGUUUGUCUCCUCACUCACCAUCACACUCUAUGAUGUGAUGUUUUAUUUCUGUUUCAAUCCCGGGAAGAAUAGCUGCUGCCUUGGCAACCGCUAAUGUGGAUCCUAAUAAAAUACGAAAUACUCUCUAUUGCUCCAUCUGUCCAUUUGUUCCUCCUUUCCAUUCUCUAUUUUGACAUUCCAUCCUGUCUCCCUCUGUGUGUGUGUAGAAUGCCUAUGAUAUGGCCGAGCUACAGAAGUCUCUCCAGCCCAGUCCGGCCCAGUCUGUCCAGUACAGCCGCUCCAGAGCCAUCCACCAACAUCACCACCCCCACACCCAGCACCAACAUCCCCAGCCCCAGGACACUCUUAGCAGGCUGGGUGCCAGCACCGCCCCCUCCUCCUUCACCACAACCACCACCCUGCGGAGGGACGUGCCCCCCACCAGGACCCCCGCCCAGGGCCAGAGCAGGCCCCUCCUGUUGGCCAGAAAGAGCCUGUCCUUCUCCAGCCAGGACCUGGCCCGCUACCUGUGUGAGAUCAUCCGGGACGCUGACCAGGCCCCAGAGACGGCUCCCUUCGACUCCCUGCAGGUGUUCUCCACGGAGGGGGGAGGCUCGCUGGCCGGGUCCCUCAGCUCCUUCAGCUCAGCCGGGUUGGAGGAGGACACGGCUAGGGGCCAAGACUCCCUGAAGGAUUGGGGCCCACGUUUCGAGGAACUCAAAGCCCUCUACGAGAAAACCGAGGCCAGCGACCUCUGA
Coregonus sp. 'balchen' is the source of this 1874-nucleotide messenger RNA. NCBI's taxonomy places the organism in Eukaryota, Metazoa, Chordata, Actinopteri, Salmoniformes, Salmonidae. The record is from the annotation of a GenBank genome assembly.